AAUAGAUUAUUUUUGUAUUUGCUGCACACCGCUUACAGACUGUUUGGUUUCAGGUUUACACCAAAAAUGUAUUUUGAAUUGUGUGUGAGAGUUCUUGUGCUCUCACUCUUGAUUUUUGGGCAGCAAGCAAAGGCACUCAGCUACAGAAGUGGAGGCUCCAGUGGCAUUACACCUCACUUUGAUUUUUCAAGAGUUCUUAAACCUGCUUCCACUUCCAGUGAUGAUAGUUCAGCACAGCCUGAGAGGGUUUUGGGUAGUUAUUCACCCUUUCAUGCUGAUGGGGCUUUAUCUGAGACUCUGAAGCCAGCUGCUGCACCAAGUGCAAGAGGUUAUAGUGGCUCUCAUGGUAGGCAAGUAGAUGGUUACAGUCCUGAGGGAAGUGUUUCUAGUUACGGGCCAAGCCAACCAAUAAUUAGUAAACCAAACCAACUACCUCAAGCUAAUCCUAGUGCAAAUGGUGUCCUUCCAACCAAAGGUGCCCAGUGGGCUUUCCCUUUGCCCCAUAAUCCAAACUCUUUUCAGUCUGGCAUUGCUUCAAGUUCUGCACUUGUGAUGCACUCUGGUCCCUACUCUGCAGUGCCAUCCAAGCCCCAGCAGCCCAAAAACCUUCCAAAGCCCCAGCAGGCCCGCUACAAGCCUAAGCCCCACCAGCCCAAACCUCAGCAGGCCGCCAACCCUUCAAAUCCCCUGCAGUCUUGGUACCGACCCAAACCUCAGCAGGAUGCAAAUCCUUCAAUUCCUCAGCAGGCCAAGCCCUACCAGCCCUCCUACCCUUUGAAACUUCAGCAGGCCACAAACUCUUCAAAUCCCCUGCAGUCUAGGUACCGACCUAAACCCCAGCAGACCAAGGCCAACCAGCCUUCCAACCCUUCAAGUCCCCUGCAGUCUAGGUACCGGCCAAAACCCCAGCAUCCUGCCUACCCUUCAAAUCCUCAGCAGGCCAAGCCUCAGCAGGCCGAACCCCUGCAAGGGGUGCUCCAAAGUAAAGCUGGCAUGUGGGACAUUCCUUCCGAAGUAAGUGUUGCUUCUGGCUCUAAUGUGCAGGGCAAGCCCUACCAGCCAGCAUACCCUUUGAAUCCCCAGCGGGCUACCAACCCUUCAAGUUCCCUGCAGUCUAGGUACCGGCCAAAACCCCAGCAGCCUUCCUACCCUUCAAAUCCCCUGCAGUCUAGGUACCUGCCAAAACCCCAGCAUCCUGCCUACCCUUCAAAUCCUCAGCAGGCCGAACCCCUGCAAGGGGUGCUCCAAAGUAAAGCUGGCAUGUGGGACAUUCCUUCCGAAGUAAGUGUUGCUUCUGGCUCUAAUGUGCAGGCCAAGCCCUACCAGCCAGCAUACCCUUUGAAUCCCCAGCGGGCUACCAACCCUUCAAAUCCCCUGCAGUCUAGGUACCGGCCAAAACCCCAGCAUCCUGCCUACCCUUCAAAUCCCCUGCAGUCUAGGUACCGGCCAAAACCCCAGCAUCCUGCCUACCCUUCAAAUCCUCAGCAGGCCAAGCCUCAGCAGGCCGAACCCUUGCAAGGGGUGCUCCAAAGUAAAGCUGGCAUGUGGGACAUUCCUUCCGAAGUAAGUGUUGCUUCUGGCUCUAAUGUGCAGGCCAAGCCCUACCAGCCAGCAUACCCUUUGAAUCUCCAGUGGGCUACCAACCCUUCAAGUUCCCUGCAGUCUAGGUACCGGCCAAAACCCCAGCAGCCUUCCUACCCUUCAAAUCCCCUGCAGUCUAGGUACCGGCCAAAACCCCAGCAUCCUGCCUACCCUUCAAAUCCUCAGCAGGCCGAACCCCUGCAAGGGGUGCUCCAAAGUAAAGCUGGCAUGUGGGACAUUCCUUCCGAAGUAAGUGUUGCUUCUGGCUCUAAUGUGCAGGCCAAGCCCUACCAGCCAGCAUACCCUUUGAAUCCCCAGCGGGCUACCAACCCUUCAAAUCCCCUGCAGUCUAGGUACCGGCCAAAACCCCAGCAUCCUGCCUACCCUUCAAAUCCCCUGCAGUCUAGGUACCGGCCAAAACCCCAGCAUCCUGCCUACCCUUCAAAUCCUCAGCAGGCCGAACCCUUGCAAGGGGUGCUCCAAAGUAAAGCUGGCAUGUGGGACAUUCCUUCCGAAGUAAGUGUUGCUUCUGGCUCUAAUGUGCAGGCCAAGCCCUACCAGCCAGCAUACCCUUUGAAUCUCGAGUGGGCUACCAACCCUUCAAGUUCCCUGCAGUCUAGGUACCGGCCAAAACCCCAGCAGCCUUCCUACCCUUCAAAUCCCCUGCAGUCUAGGUACCGGCCAAAACCCCAGCAUCCUGCCUACCCUUCAAAUCCUCAGCAGGCCGAACCCCUGCAAGGGGUGCUCCAAAGUAAAGCUGGCAUGUGGGACAUUCCUUCCGAAGGAAGUGUUGCUUCUGGCUCUAAUGUGCAGGCCAAGCCCUACCAGACAGCAUACCCUUUGAAUCCCCAGCGGGCUACGUACCGGCCAAAACCCCAGCAUCCUGCCUACCCUUCAAAUCCUCAGCAGGCCAAGCCUCAGCAGGCCGAACCCCUGCAAGGGGUGCUCCAAAGUAAAGCUGGCAUGUGGGACAUUCCUUCCGAAGUAAGUGUUGCUUCUGGCUCUAAUGUGCAGGCCAAGCCCUACCAGCCAGCAUACCCUUUGAAUCCCCAGCGGGCUACCAACCCUUCAAAUCCCCUGCAGUCUAGGUACCGGCCAAAACCCCAGCAUCCUGCCUACCCUUCAAAUCCCCUGCAGUCUAGGUACCGGCCAAAACCCCAGCAUCCUGCCUACCCUUCAAAUCCUCAGCAGGCCAAGCCUCAGCAGGCCGAACCCCUGCAAGGGGUGCUCCAAAGUAAAGCUGGCAUGUGGGACAUUCCUUCCGAAGGAAGUGUUGCUUCUGGCUCUAAUGUGCAGGCCAAGCCCUACCAGCCAGCAUACCCUUUGAAUCCCCAGCGGGCUACCAACCCUUCAAGUCCCCUGCAGUCUAGGUACCGGCCAAAACCCCAGCAUCCUGCCUACCCUUCAAAUCCUCAGCAGGCCGAACCCCUGCAAGGGGUGCUCCAAAGUAAAGCUGGCAUGUGGGACAUUCCUUCCGAAGGAAGUGUUGCUUCUGGCUCUAAUGUGCAGGCCAAGCCCUACCAGCCAGCAUACCCUUUGAAUCCCCUGCGGGCUACCAACCCUUCAAGUCCCCUGCAGUCUAGGUACCGGCCAAAACCCCAGCAGCCUUCCUACCCUUCAAAUCCCCUGCAGUCUAGGUACCGGCCAAAACCCCAGCAUCCUGCCUACCCUUCAAAUCCUCAGCAGGCCAAGCCUCAGCAGGCCGAACCCCUGCAAGGGGUGCUCCAAAGUAAAGCUGGCAUGUGGGACAUUCCUUCCGAAGUAAGUGUUGCUUCUGGCUCUAAUGUGCAGGCCAAGCCCUACCAGCCAGCAUACCCUUUGAAUCCCCAGCGGGCUACCAACCCUUCAAAUCCCCUGCAGUCUAGGUACCGGCCAAAACCCCAGCAUCCUGCCUACCCUUCAAAUCCCCUGCAGUCUAGGUACCGGCCAAAACCCCAGCAUCCUGCCUACCCUUCAAAUCCUCAGCAGGCCAAGCCUCAGCAGGCCGAACCCCUGCAAGGGGUGCUCCAAAGUAAAGCUGGCAUGUGGGACAUUCCUUCCGAAGGAAGUGUUGCUACUGGCUCCAAUGUGCAGGCCAAGCCCUACCAGCCAGCAUACCCUUUGAAUCCCCAGCGGGCUACCAACCCUUCAAAUCCCCUGCAGUCUAGGUACCGGCCAAAACCCCAGCAUCCUGCCUACCCUUCAAAUCCUCAGCAGGCCAAGCCUCAGCAGGCCGAACCCCUGCAAGGGGUGCUCCAAAGUAAAGCUGGCAUGUGGGACAUUCCUUCCGAAGGAAGUGUUGCUUCUGGCUCUAAUGUGCAGGCCAAGCCCUACCAGCCAGCAUACCCUUUGAAUCCCCAGCGGGCUACCAACCCCUCAAGUCCCCUGCAGUCUAGGUACCGGCCAAAACCCCAGCAGCCUUCCUACCCUUCAAAUCCCCUGCAGUCUAGGUACCGGCCAAAACUCCAGAAUCCUGCCUACCCUUCAAAUCCUCAGCAGGCCAAGCCUCAGCAGGCCGAACCCCUGCAAGGGGUGCUCCAAAGUAAAGCUGGCAUGUGGGACAUUCCUUCCGAAGUAAGUGUUGCUUCUGGCUCUAAUGUGCAGGCCAAGCCCUACCAGCCAGCAUACCCUUUGAAUCCCCAGCGGGCUACCAACCCUUCAAGUCCCCUGCAGUCUAGGUACCGGCCAAAACCCCAGCAGCCUUCCUACCCUUCAAAUCCCCUGCAGUCUAGGUACCGGCCAAAACCCCAGCAUCCUGCCUACCCUUCAAAUCCUCAGCAGGCCAAGCCUCAGCAGGCCGAACCCCUGCAAGGGGUGCUCCAAAGUAAAGCUGGCAUGUGGGACAUUCCUUCCGAAGGAAGUGUUGCUUCUGGCUCUAAUGUGCAGGCCAAGCCCUACCAGCCAGCAUACCCUUUGAAUCCCCAGCGGGCUACCAACCCUUCAAGUCCCCUGCAGUCUACGUACCAGCCCAAACCCCAGCAUCCUACCUACCCUUCAAACCCUCAGCAGCCCAAACCUCAGCAGACCAAACUCCUGCAAGGGGUGCUCCAAAGUAAAGCUGGCAUGUGGGACAUUCCUUCCCAAGGAAGUGUUGCUUCUGGCUCUAAUGUGCAGCCCACUGACUCAAACUCGCACUUGAAUGUUGACCCAAGAAAUUCCAAUGUCAUUCCUGUUCCAGCCCAGGUGGCAACUGGUGCCGGUGUAGAACAGACAUCAUUGACCUUCCUAACUGUUCCUGUACUUGCCUGGAAGCAGUCUGAACUGGCAUCAACUUUGAAUUUAAUAAAAUAAUUGGAACACACA
Molecule: messenger RNA, 4863 nt
Organism: Trematomus bernacchii (emerald rockcod)
Lineage: Eukaryota; Metazoa; Chordata; Actinopteri; Perciformes; Nototheniidae
Product: adhesive plaque matrix protein-like
Exons: 12
Coding region: 67-4851 (1594 amino acids)
Source: RefSeq, a predicted model, not a curated record